AACGGACCUGAUUAAAACCUUCCGGCCGCGUUUCAGAAGCCUAGGGGUCGUGGCUGCCGGGGCGGGUUCUCGGUUUUCCUUUGAAGGUGGAGUAACUAAGAAUGAGCGGAACCCUGGGGAAGGUGCUGGGCCUGUGGAAAGAUGCUGUUUCUAAGCAAGCCUUUUCUCUCCUGAGAUUCAGAAUUUUAAGAGAGAAUCCCAUUUGUUCUGCAGGUGGUGUUGUAAUGAGGUCCAGUCGGCACUACAGGACAAAGCCUACUCAUGGCAUUGGCAGAUACAGACACUUGGUGAAAGUGCUAGAGCCUAAAAAGAAGAAAGCAAAAGUGGACGUGAGAGCCAUUAAUCUGGGGACAGAUUAUGAAUAUGGUGUUUUAAAUAUUCACUUGACUGCUUAUGACAUGACUCUGGCAGAAAGCUAUGCCCAGUAUGUUCACCGUCUCUGCAACCGGCUCUCCAUCAAAGUUGAGGAAAGUUACGCGAUGCCCACCAAAACCAUGGAGGUGAUGAGGCUACCAGACCAAGGCAACAAAAUGGUCCUAGACUCAGUCCUUACCACCCAUGAGCGAGUGGUUCAGAUCAGCAGUCUGAGUGCUACGUUUGCAGAGAUUUUCUUGGAAAUACUCCAAAGCAAUCUUCCAGAAGGAGUCAAGUUGUCAGUGAGGGAGCACACCGAAGAAGACUUCAAGGGAAGGUUCAAAGCUCGGCCAGAACUGGAGGAAUUGUUGGCCAAGUUGAACUAAACACUGCAAGCCCUCUCAUGUCAUCAUCGGCCUCAGAGAAAUCUUCCUGCAUGAAGACAUAAGCCAAGAGAAUGAGUGCUCAUACUGGGAACGCCUCCUGUGUCUGUGGCAUGCGGUGCUUGCCAGUUACCAUUUACCUAAUAAAAUUUGCUAUUACCUC
Messenger RNA from Microtus oregoni (creeping vole), 900 nucleotides. RefSeq names its product 39S ribosomal protein L48, mitochondrial. Gene Ontology annotation, cellular component: mitochondrial ribosome. The record is from RefSeq and is a predicted model, not a curated record. The transcript is spliced from 8 exons. NCBI's taxonomy places the organism in Eukaryota, Metazoa, Chordata, Mammalia, Rodentia, Cricetidae. The coding region runs from base 102 to 740 and encodes 212 amino acids.